AUGGCAAUUAUCUUCCACUACAAAACUAUACUCUUGUCUUUAUUUUCUCUAUUAUGCUUUGCCUUCACUUCUUCUUAUAUCAUACCCAAAUUUCCUUCUUCACUAGUGAGUCCAGAAGUACAACAACUUUCUGCUUCAUCUCAAAAUGGUUUCUAUAGAACAAAAUUCUUCACACAAAUACUUGAUCACUUCAAUUACAAUCCACAAAGCUAUCAAACUUUUCAACAAAGGUAUCUCAUCAAUGAUACUUAUUGGGGAGGUGCCAAAAAGAAAGCUCCAAUCUUUGUCUACAUGGGUAAUGAAGGAGACAUAGAAUGGUUCACACAAAACACUGGCUUUAUGUUUGAAAUAGCACCAUAUUUCAAUGCCCUCUUGGUUUUUAUUGAGCAUAGAUACUAUGGAAAAUCAAUACCAUUCGGAGGAAAUGAAGAGGUUGCAAAUAGAAAUAGCAGCACACUUGGAUAUAUGAGCUCCACACAGGCAUUAGCUGAUUAUGCAACUCUCAUUAUCGAUCUCAAGAACAAUUUGUCAGCAACUGAUUCGCCUGUUAUCGUAUUUGGAGGAUCAUACGGAGGAAUGCUAGCUGCAUGGUUUAGGUUGAAGUAUCCACACAUUGCCAUUGGAGCUUUGGCAUCAUCUGCUCCAAUCCUUCAAUUUCUUGAUUUGGUUUCACCAUAUACAUUCACUAACAUUGUAACACAAGACUUCAAGAGUGGGAGUGAGAAUUGUUACAAAGUGAUUAAAGGAUCUUGGAAACAAAUAGAACAUAAAGCCAAUACAUCAGGAGGAAUAGAACAGUUACGGAAAUCAUUCAAAAUAUGCGAGAAUAAUACAAUAAGUGCUAGUGCUUUGAAAAAUUGGCUUCGUUCGGCUUUUUAUUACACAGCCAUGACAGAUUAUCCAACACCAACAGAUUUCAUAACUCCCCUGCCAGCUUAUCCGGUCAAAAAGAUGUGUGAGGCAAUUGAUAGUAUUUCAAGUGGAAACGACACGUUCACCAAAUUAUAUGGUGCAGCUAAUGUCUUCUAUAACUAUACUGGAACUGUUCCAUGUUUUGAUAUUGCUAGUGAUUCUGAGGAUUCUACUCUUUAUCGAGGUGGAUGGGAUUGGCAGGCAUGUACUGAAAUGAUAUUGCCCCUAGGUGGGAACAAUGAAGAGAGCAUAUUUCCAGCUUACAAAUGGGAUUUGGAAGACACAAUUUCUUAUUGCAAAAAUGAAUAUGACAUAGUGCCAAGACCCCAUUGGAUUAUUACUGAGUUUGGUGGUAAAGAUAUUGGAAGAGUACUAAAAAGGUUUGGGAGUAACAUCAUAUUUUUCAAUGGUUUAAGAGACCCAUGGAGUGGUGGAGGGGUAUUGAAGAAUAUAUCAAAAACUUUAAUUGCUAUAGUUGCAAAAGAAGGAGCUCAUCAUGUAGACUUGAGGUUUUCAACUAAAGAAGAUCCAGAAUGGCUAAAGAAUGUAAGGAAACAAGAAGUAAAGAUCAUUGCAACUUGGAUAACACAAUAUUUUCAAGACCUACUAUACUGA
Lathyrus sativus (Indian pea) is the source of this 1527-nucleotide messenger RNA. Lineage: Eukaryota; Viridiplantae; Streptophyta; Magnoliopsida; Fabales; Fabaceae. The record is from the annotation of a GenBank genome assembly.